GGCGGCGGGAGCGGGAGGCGUGUGGAGCCGGGAGGGAACGGCCCGGCCUGUGCAGUGCCGGGCACACAGCGGCAUAACGCCGGGCACACAGCGGCAUAACGCCGGGCAUGUCGCCGCUGGGAAGCAAGGCAGCGGGAAGGAGCUGUGGGGUUUGUGUGUAACGUCUUGUGAAGUGUCCCAGAGCACGGUGGCCCCACUGGGUGCAGGAUGGACCCUGUGGUUCUCAGUUACAUGGACAGCUUGCUGAGGCAGUCAGACGUUGCCCUGCUGGAUCCUCCCAACUGGCUCAACGAUCACAUCAUUGGCUUUGCCUUUGAGUACUUUGCCAACGACCAGUUCCAAGAAUUUGGCGAUCAGAUUUCCUUUAUCAGCCCCGAAGUGGCUCAGUUCAUCAAAUGUGCCCUUAGUCAGGAAGAAAUAGCCAUAUUCCUUCAGCCUCUGGACUUGCUCCACAAGAAGCUGGUGUUCCUGCCCAUCAAUGAUAACUCCAGCCAGGCAGCAGGGGGCACCCACUGGAGCUUACUGGUUUACUUCAGGGACAAAAAGUGCUUUGCCCAUUAUGAUUCCCACAGCAAGUGCAACUCUGCCCAUGCCAAGCAAGUGGCAGGGAAACUGGAGGCCUUUCUGGGGAAAAGAGGAGGCAAAGCAACCUUUGUGGAGGAGAAAGCACCGGCCCAGCAGAACAGCUACGACUGCGGGAUGUACGUGAUCUGCAAUGCUGAGGUGCUGUGCCAGGGGUACUUCAGGGGACAGCAGGAGCCUCUGCUACAGCUCCUCACCCCUUCCUACAUCACACAGAAGAGAAGCGAGUGGAAAGCUCUCAUUACCAAGCUUGCACAGAAGUGUUCUGGGUGCUCCCAAGUCACUGCUCUCAGUGCCUGAGGGAGGCGCCCACACUCAGGAUUUUCCCCUUGAGAAGAAUGUAACCCCUUCAGCAUGGUCACAACCCACAGUGCCCUCUUCACAAAGCCUUACUCUCCUCUGGAAGUCACCAGCCUUUCAGCUUCCCACCAAUGAAGUCACUUGGCUUGCAAAGAAAUCUCCCUGUCCGUGCUCAUUUGUACACUUAUUGCUGUGGCAAAAUGGGGUGCUAAAGAGGCUUCACCUUUGCCCAGCAAGCAAUGCACCCUCAUUAGGUGGCUUUAAUUAUCUGGGGGCAUUGCUGCUCCUGCCUGGUUUAGCAGUGCCCAUUAAAGCUGAGCACAGAAUGCUUUAUUGUGGACAGCCCUCAUCUGCACCUCCAGCUCCGGGUGUUUGCAGCGGCAAUGCUGGAGUUCCCCCAAACACUUGACACUGAGAUAUCUCCAGUGGUCAGACUCAAAGGGAAAUGCUGCAGUGAACUGCAGAACGGGGCAAAAAUCAGUGUGCUACAGAUAGCUACAGGCAGCUACUCCAGGCCUGUAUGAAGGUAGCUUUACUUUUUUCUUCUUUUUUUUUUUUCCUCCUUCUCCACCCCUGCUUGUUCUGAUUACACAUUGAAGCUUCUAGAAGAUGAGUAGGUGAAAAGGAAAACAACUGAGAAUAACAGCUCCUAGGAAAGGAAGUUUAGUUGAAAUGGAAAGCGAUGCUCUGUCUUUGAAGUUGUUUUUCCCCUCAUGAUUUUAGGUCACCUCCAUUUUGGGGGAGGGUACUGCACCAUUCCUCAACCCUCGUUAUCAUUUGCUGUGCUUUCUGUAGCACAAAAACAGUUAUAUUACCCCAAUUUAAAAAAAAAAAAAAGGACAAAAGGGGCAGAAUUUGAGGGACAAAAGCCAAAGAUAUGUUGUAUCUUAUAUGUUAUGUCUCCUUGAAGCUCGAGAUGGUGGUCCCCAAUAUCCCGUCACGAUCGGCACGCUCAGAACAUACAGGUGCCAACUGGAUCGAGGAAAUCCAGGCUAAAAACAACCCUCAGAAAGGCAGAGGGGUUCCUUUAACCUGCAUCUCCCCACACAUCCCAUUUGCAGCACCAGCACAGCACAGCCAUGGCCAGCUGUAGUGUGGGGCACAAGUGUCUUCAGCUCCCCUUGUUUUUAAGUAAGUAGAUGCAGCCUGACAGACUGCUCCAAAUACACACAGAACGGAGCUCCCAGCCGUUACCAAAGGCGAGCAGCCGGCAGCGUGCAGCUUUCCUCCCUGGGAAAUCACUUCCACUGCUCAGAUGGAUUCAAACACCCCAAGCGGCAUCAAGUCUCUUGCUGAGGGAAUUUCCUUUGGAGCGAGGGUCCUGCGUGGCCAUUCUCCAGGUGACACCUCUGCACCCCACAGUGCAGUCACUUCUCAGAGAUUCUGCAGAUGAGCUGCAUGUUUAAUGCCAACAAAUACUUCUGUCUGGUGCGACAGCACUAACUCCCCAUCUGCACCCAAACAGGAGGAGUGGAUGAAGGAAUAGAACUCCUGGGUCUCUUCUUUCUUGGGAGAACCACAAAUAAAACUUAAAGUAAAACUUG
Coturnix japonica (Japanese quail) is the source of this 2426-nucleotide messenger RNA. RefSeq names its product SUMO peptidase family member, NEDD8 specific (gene SENP8). The record is from RefSeq and is a predicted model, not a curated record. Gene Ontology annotation, biological process: proteolysis; protein deneddylation. Gene Ontology annotation, molecular function: cysteine-type peptidase activity; deNEDDylase activity. Lineage: Eukaryota; Metazoa; Chordata; Aves; Galliformes; Phasianidae.